Gracilinanus agilis (Agile Gracile Mouse Opossum) is the source of this 1709-nucleotide messenger RNA. It is a transcript of the gene PDIA2, whose product is annotated as protein disulfide isomerase family A member 2. Gene Ontology annotation, biological process: protein folding; response to endoplasmic reticulum stress. NCBI's taxonomy places the organism in Eukaryota, Metazoa, Chordata, Mammalia, Didelphimorphia, Didelphidae. The record is from RefSeq and is a predicted model, not a curated record. The transcript has 11 exons. Gene Ontology annotation, molecular function: protein disulfide isomerase activity. Bases 1 to 1578 code for a protein of 525 amino acids. Gene Ontology annotation, cellular component: endoplasmic reticulum.
AUGAGACUUUACUCACUCCUGUUCUUUCUGCUUACGGUGUGGGCCUGGGCCCUGAAUGGGGAGGAGGGGGGGGAGGCUCCAGAAGAGGCCACUCCGGGACCCCCCUCUGAUGAACUUCUGGAGGAGGACAACAUCUUGGUCCUCACCCAACACAACUUUGCUCGGGCUCUCCAAGAACACCGCUACCUGCUGGUAGAGUUCUAUGCCCCCUGGUGUGGGCACUGCAGGGCUCUGGCCCCCGAGUAUGCCAAGGCAGCAUCCCUGUUGAAGAAUGAAUCCUCAGAACUGAAGCUGGCCAAGGUGGAUGGCCCAGCGGAGAAGGAGCUGGCGGAAGAGUUUGGUGUGACGGGAUACCCUGCCCUCAAGUUCUUCAAAGAUGGGAACAGAUCCCAACCUGUGGAGUUUACAGGCCCACGGGAGGCUGAGGGCAUUGUUCGUUGGCUAAAGCGACGUUUAGGUCCCAGUGCCACUCGCCUGGAGACUGAGGCCGAAGCUGCACAACUCAUUGAUUCCCAAGACAUUGUCAUCAUUGGGUUCUUCAAGGACCUCCAGGAUGAAGAUGUGGCUGGGUUUUUGGCCAUUGCAGAGGAUGCCGUUGAUUUGACCUUUGGCCUCACUGACCGACCAGAGCUCUUCCAGAAAUAUGACCUGAGCAGGGACACUGUGGUCCUCUUCAAGAAGUUUGAUGAGGGACGUGCAGAUUUUCCAGUGGAUGAGGAGCUAGGAUUGGACCAAGCAGAUCUCUCCCAUUUCCUCGUCAUACAUAGCAUGCACUUGGUCACAGAAUUUAACAGUCAGACAUCCUCCAAGAUCUUUGAGGCCAGGAUCCUCAACCAUCUUCUGCUCUUCAUCAACCAGACACUUAGCCCACACCGGGAGCUUCUGAAAGGUUUCCAGGAGGCUGCCCCCGCCUUCCGGGGAGAAAUCUUGUUCGUAGUGGUGGAUGUGGCUGGAGAGAAUGAUCAUGUUCUGCAGUACUUUGGCAUGAAUGCCACAGAUGCCCCAACGCUUCGCCUUAUCAAUGUUGAGACCACCAAGAAGUACUUGCCCAACCUUGGAGGGGAGAUCACAGCUGCCUCCAUCUCCACCUUUUGCCAAGACGUCCUUAGUGGCAAAGUCAAGCCUCAUCUCCGGAGUCAGGAGAUCCCAGCAGACUGGGACCAGAAGCCUGUCAAGGUUCUUGUAGGGAAGAACUUUGAACAGGUAGCCUUUGAUGAGUCAAAGAACGUGUUUGUGAAGUUCUAUGCGCCAUGGUGUACACACUGUAAGGAGAUGGCCCAGACCUGGGAGGACCUAGCAGAGAAGUAUAAAGACCGUGAGGACAUCAUCAUUGCUGAACUUGACUCCACAGCCAAUGAGCUGGAGGCCUUUGCCAUCCGGGGCUUCCCCACCCUGAAAUAUUUCCCAGCAGGACAAGGCCGUAAGGUGAUCGAGUAUAAAAGUUCCAGGGACUUAGAGACCUUCUCCAAAUUCUUAGACAAUGACGGUGUCCUGCCAGAACCAGAGCCAAAGGAACCUGAGGUCCCCCUUCCGGAGGCCGGAACCAAUGACAGCAAAGACCACAAAGAUGAACUGUAGCUGGCCUUGUCCAUCUCCCAGAGGUCGAGAAGAAUUUAAUUUUUAGAUUUUUUAAAAUUAAAUCACCCUGGCCCUUGACUUCAUUCUGACAAAGCUGCUCCUCCCUCUGUCAGGCCCUAAGAGCCGCUCUC